GGUAGAAGAUCGCUAUUCGGAACUACAGAAAAGUAUCUCUAAUAAGAUUCAACGUCUGCCUGAUCUAUUGUUAGAAAGCAAAGCUAAAAAAAACAUGGAACGAUUACGUCACGUUAAAUUUAUGAAUAUUACUUUUAUCGGAAUAUUAUUCUGUACGGGAGUCGCGAAAGCAACAGGUCAAGAUGAGAUAACACCGACAAUAUUUCCAUUGGACGAAACACACAAUGAAUAUAUUAUAAAAAUGUACGAUAAUGGUUGCGAAUGUAUUGAAUAUAAUUGUGGAUGCUGUCAGCAAUUACAGUGGGAUGUAGUCUCUAUGGAUGGAAAGUUAUGCGUAAAUGCAAGUUAUUUAGAAAAGGAUUAUGGGUUUUCACUUACAAUCACAUACAACAACUUUGCAAUUAUUAACGAGACAAUUUCAGCUCGAAAUCCGCCACCUAUUUGCUUUGGAGAGGACAUUUCAAAUGAAGUAGAUGUUGAAAUUUGCUUGCAUAUAUAUGAUAUAAACAUUGAUAAAGAUAAGUUUCACGUUUGCUUCGAGAUUUAUGGAAAAAUAAUGAAACUCCCAAUCACUAAAAUAAAAUUGGGUUGUAUCCAGACUAAGCUACAUGACAAGAUGGAGUAUAUCGAAAACAAUUUGUCAAAAUUGUUUCUUAAAAAGGUGAAAAAUGAUGCACUACCUAUUGUGACUAUGAUAUGAGAAACAUACCGAACACAGAAUCUCUAUAUAAGAACACAGAAGCUCGAUAUUGCU
Molecule: messenger RNA, 754 nt
Organism: Trachymyrmex septentrionalis
Lineage: Eukaryota; Metazoa; Arthropoda; Insecta; Hymenoptera; Formicidae
Exons: 4
Coding region: 95-700 (201 amino acids)
Source: RefSeq, a predicted model, not a curated record